AUGCUCGACCUUGAUCCGCAGGAGCUCGUGCGAUCUUGUGCAGAACAGUUCGGCAAGAAGCUCGACCCUGUCAAUUGCAUACAGUAAGCUUUGCAGCUAAAGAUAAAACUUGGCUUCGUUCAAAGAGCUUAUAAUAAUCUGGCGACGUAAUCGGAAGCUGUGUCAUUUGAGCCAAAUGCCUUGGAAACUUUUGCUUGAGAAAAUGCAAAAAGCGAAGAAUAGCUAACCUUUAUAUUAAUAGCGCAAGCUCCGGGAAGUUCAAAAAUGGACUAUAAAUACCGUUUUUGACCAAAGAACACUCUAGCGACCUCUGGCAGAGAGUUGAACAAAACAAUAUGUUUAAUGCAUGAAAGCUAGUUGCCGACCGACGUUCUCGCAGUUUUCUGGAGUAUGACGUCCCUGGCACGUGGCUCUUAAGGUCCCACAGCAGGCACAUGCUCGCCGGCAAGUUGCCGCAGAACGAACAGGGAAUUGAAGAGUGGGAAAUAGAAUUUUGCGACAACACAAGAGUCAGUGGAACUCAUCUUAUAUUCAUGCAAUUGCAGGGCAAUUGCGUCAAUCGACGUCUUCGAGUCACGUCAUAUCGAGCAAUGUUCUUCCGAUACAGGUAUCCGCUGAUUUUUAACCAUUGUCUCAUGAAAAGGAACAUUAAAAAAAUGAUGGUUUUCGUUUGAUUUUUUUUUUCUUUCAUACAAUCCGUUUUGUAUGCUUCGGUGAAUGUCCGCAUUUUUUUUUUGUUAUUUUAUCGAGGUGGCUGUUUUUAGAGUGCAAUUACUGUGCUUGCUAAGAAAGAACUUUGAAAACACGUGAUACGAAAAUGUCAAGGUAGCCUUUGUGAUAGCGUUUAAUUCUAACCUUGACAAAAUUUCUUGGAUCCUUUCUUCGAAUAUUUCAAGUUUCUAGAAGAUUGCACCUAACUUUUCAAGCAAACUUUGAAAAAAAGGUUUCAAGUAGUUCAAAAAUUAAUUAGGCCCUUACUAGUAGAGGAUUUUUUGGGUGAUCAAUGGCGUGUUGGAUGAACAAAGAGCGCGAUUAAUGAAAUAGGGGCAUCCCAGAAAAGAAGGUAAUCGGCCGCCUAUGCCAAACAGAAUAGCUCAUUUUGGCUCGCACUAAAUCAACAAACAUCUGAAUUUUUGGCUUGGUGACGGCGGAAUUGGAGGGAAGCACUGCUAUGGGUUGAAUUGAUGAUCUGAAUUUGCCCCAAAUACGAUUAAUUACGUUUUCAGAUGCGCCGUACUUCCGGCACAUUAUGAAUUUCUCGGCAGUUUGCAACGUGGUCGAAAUAAGUUUGAAAAAACUGCAAUUAGCUCAGAACAAAACCGAUUUUAGUGUACCUACAAUACGUGGUGCCACCUCUUAUGUUCUUGUGUUUGAUGGGAAACGUGCUGAAUCUGCUCAUCUACAGCCUAGCAUAUUUUGAUGGAAGUAGCUCAGUGCACUUUUUGCGGGCAAAAGCAAUUUUCAAUAUGAUUUUUGUUUUUUCCAGAGUUUUUGAGGUGAGGAAAACGUUAGCUGUUAACAAUAAAAAUCGGGGAGUUCCAGGUUUUGCACGCUUCAAGUCCUCAAGCCAUCUCCUGGCUUGAAACUCUUUUUUGGAAAACAAGACCCUACAUGAUGAUGAUUUCAAACAUUAGCGGAACGAUGUCCACUUGGUAGGUUUUAUUUGUUUGUAUCCAAAGAUAAAUAACCCAGAUACAGAAACGAAAAAAAUUGUUGCAGGCUGACUUUGAUGGUGACGAUGGAGACGGUAAUGUGUAUUCUGAUGCCUUUCGUCUUUAGACAGUAUUGUACCAAAAGGUUUUUUCUGUCGAAAGAAAAGAUUCAAAAAAGAAACUUUCAGGUUGACUUGGAUAUUUUUGGCCAUUUCUCUGCUGAUUUCCACGCUCCUUCACUUCACAAUAGUUCUUGUCACUGAUGUCCAAGAAGUUGUUCAAAUACGGCCUUUUGCACACGUCAGUUUUCGAAGUCUUGAAAUUUGAGGACUUGAAAACCGAAAAGAGAAUAAUUUCCAUUUAGACCGACUUUAAUCUUGCGACGGUAAUUGUUAUUGCUUGCCUGAGUCUUCAAAGCCACGUUUUUUUAAUCCUCCAUUCUUCAAAAAUUGAGUUCGCCUUUCGAGAGUCUCUCCUCGUCUCAGAGCCGGCAACUUUUGCAAUAGUGAAGAAAGAGAAAAAUACGAAAAUAUAACUUUUUUCGGGGAAAUCUCAAUUAUCAAAAUCUAUGCUUCCUAAAUAAAUUGCAAAUGUACUUGAUUUACGAAUGGGAUAAAAAGAUUACUUGAAAGUACUUCAGAGCGCUUUUUAUCGAAGCUUAAAAUUAUUUCUCUUUUUUUAUUCGACUUAGUUGUUGAUAUUUAAAAAGGCUGUUCAACUUUUUAAAAAGUUUUUAGCCAUAUACUUUUUCCAGAGGCACGACCCAAACUCGACUUGCUGGUUUGUCCAAACUGUCUUCCACGUGAGGAACAACCCUGACUAUGAGAUGUGGAGAAGGUUUUACGCCACAAUCACAAUGGCCGUUUCCAUCGUCAUUCCAACGGUGGCGAUGCUGGUCUGCACAAUCCUCAUCAUCAAGCAGUUCACCUUCAAGGUAUUUUCCGACUUUUAGGUCUCACAAUAUUCCAUGAAAAAAGAGCAGAUAUAUCUUCAAAUAUAAUCAACGUUUGACGUGAAAAUUUUAAGAAUUUGAGCCUUCUCGCCUUCAAAUCAAUUGACCUUGGUGCCACUAUAAAAGAAAAAAAAAUGGGAAAAAAAUAUCUGCGCCUAACGGGAAUAUAUGAGCCACUUUAUAGAAAAAGAUAAACUUCAAAAAAAAAGGAGGCCUCUCAAAUCAAAUGAUAUCUUUUGUUUGUUAGUUUUUCUAUUCUUUGACUACAUCUGGAAACCGAAAGUUUCACCUAACCAAUGCUUUCCUAAUUGUUCCCACGAAACGCUUCUUCUCAAGUCUUCGAGCUUCGGAGAAGAAUUCAUGACUUUUGAACUAGGCAAUUAUCGAGAGCCAUGUGGUUGCUAAUGAUCUUCGGCAUCUGCAUAUUUUCUUCUAAAAUUAGAGGUUGCUUCAGAAUAGCAUUUUCUGAAAACGAGAAGAAGUCGAUUAGCACUUUUUGCUUGCCCUUCGGUUCGCUUUAUGGAUGAGUAGGAAGAGAGUACUGAAUUGCUUAUUUUGGUUCGGUGCGGAAUAGCUAUUCAUAUAAGCACAUCCGUGGAAAAACAAAAAUAGAGUUAUAUCUAGGGAAAUGCAAAAGUACACACUUAGGGAUUUUGAGGAGACAGAUCUCCAGAAAUCAUUUAAUUUAACGCUUAUUGUGAUGGUUUUUUGCCACAAUCGUCAGAAGCAAAUAGUUCUAUGUACUUCAUAUUUUAUGUAGUGAAAUUUAAAUCAAAAAUAUUACACGCUCAAGAACUUUCAGAAAACCUCUUUUUUUAAAUCUCAGAAAAAAUAAAAAUUUCAAACCUUUCAAAGCGGCUAGAAACGAAAAAAAAAAUUUUACUCAGGCUCAAAUUAAUUUCUUUAUUUUGUAUUUCUUCCUGUGAUCUUUAUUUCGACAAAUCAAUCAAAAGGAGGAAUUAUGAGAGAUAAACGUAGAAGAUUAAGACUUUUUCUUCCAUAUGAAUGAACACCCUCACUUUGUUUUCAUAAUAAUACACCGAGAUAAACAUGUUGUGACAAAAAACAAAAUAAUUAUGAUCGCAUUAGCUAUAACUAAUCCCUUGCACUGAGUGGUGGCUUCAACCAUGAGAAAAAACCCGAUUUGUUUGUGACAAUAAACCAAUGAACAAAAAUGAAAAAGUUAUGAGGUGGCGAGAUAAUUGAAAGCAGUUUUUGUUUUCAGGAACUGGGGGAAGCUUUUUCGCAAAGAAGGAAAUGUGUGAUCCGGAUGACCGUUGCCACGACUCUUUCCCAUCUUCUUCUCGAGGGUCCAGCAACUUUGACCCACGCGGCCAGCGCAGUUCAGGUCAGAACUCCUCAAUUUGAAAGUAAAUUAUCAAGUUUGUGCUCUCACCAGGAUCUAAAUUCAUGUUUUUAGUAUUUUCAACACACAUUCAGCUUUUCUUUCAUUCUUCAAAUACUCUCAGCACUUGAAUUGAGAUUUUCCUAACACCUUAAAAAUUCCUGAAAAUCUACUCGGGUGUCCCAAAUGAAGUACCUAAGAAUCUCGUUCUGCACAACAUCCUUGUUUUCAAAAACUAAUGAUUUUUCGUUGUCGGAAAAGUGUCAUUUUUAAAAAAUUGCGAGAACAUCCCAGAAGUUUUAAGGAUCCGCCCAAGAUCACCUAUUGCUUAUCAAACCCUAAGAGAAACCGAAAACUUUUAGAAAGUUUUUGUUUGCUGCUUUUCAUUUCAAGUUAUGAUGAAAUCUUCAUAACCCCUUGGGCUAAACGAAAGUUUGCCUAAAUUUAUCCGCAAUGCAAAUAUGCAGCCUCGGCUAUUUACUUUCCUGAAAGAGCAGAGAUUUAUUGCUUCCAAAUAACGAACUGAAAAAGCCUCUUCCUGUUUUUCUUUCGAGCUUCAUUCACGGAGAUCGAAUUCAACGGAAUAACCAUUUCAGGGAGAAGACUACAGCUUGAUGCUGUGCGUCCUGAAUCACGGCAACAAUUUGCUUUCGCUCGUCAACGCGACGAUUCCGUUUUUCGUUUUUCUUCUCUACAAUGAACAGUUCCGGCACAUGACAUGCAUGUAUCUGAAGGUGAAUAAUCAGUUAGAUAACAUUUAUCAAAGUUUCAACCCUCAAAACGCACUUUUGAAAAAAGUAAUUGUAAUUCAGAAAAUCUAAUUAAAACGUAGGGGAAUGAACUGUUUGAAAAAGAAGAUAUGUAGGUUGAGAUUCUGAGGAUUUUUCUCAAGUAUGAAAAAUAUCCAUAAUCCAAAAAAAAAACCUUUUUGUGAGAAAAAAUAUAGUUUAUUCUGGCAAACUCUGAAUAGUUUAUAUUUCCAGGCCUUGAUGCAAACGGACAAAGCGAAGCGGAAAGCGUUUUUGUCGCAGGCGGCAAUGCGUUGUGGAAGGGUCUCCCGCGUCGAAACUGAACGAUCCUUCGUGGAAACUCGCCUUUAUUCCAAAGGAUCUAACGUCUGA
Caenorhabditis auriculariae is the source of this 5070-nucleotide messenger RNA. Lineage: Eukaryota; Metazoa; Nematoda; Chromadorea; Rhabditida; Rhabditidae. The record is from the annotation of a GenBank genome assembly.